UUUCGUUUAUGGUUUGAGAAAAUUUUAAGUUUUUGAAAGUUGAUUGAUUUGUAGAAUUCCCAUUGUUAAGAACAUGGAAAUGAACAAUGGGUUGGUCUUAUAUAUUCUUUUUAGUUGAAUUAAUCAUCAUAUGCCUUUCUAUUAUGAAGCUUUCUGGGUGUCUUUUCUUUGAAUUUCAAGAGAAUUCUCUGCAAUGAAAUUAUGAAAAUAAUUCAUUCUUGAAAGAAAUUAUAGAUAUAAAUUUAGAUAAAAGUAGUGGUUUCUUUGUAACCAAUUAUGAUCCUAAUAUUUUGUUGCAACAUAUAUUCUUUGAGGACCCUGGCAUUAAUAAGCUUAGUUGAAAAGCUUUGAAUCUUGCCCAACAGUAUACUAAAUCAUCAGUUCUUAAGCAACAUUUGGUAAUUUCUAUUGUAGUUGCUAAAUGCUGUGCUUGCUAUUGGUGUUAAAACUGGUUCGUCAUUUAUCAAACAAAAUAAAAUGGAAAGAAACUGCGUUUAGUACUCUCAAAUGAUUUGUAAUUUGCAGUUGUCUAUGCUUAAGAGUUUAUUUAGUAUUUUGGUGCUUAUGUUUUAUUUCCCCUACAAAUUGUUCAGGACAUCGUGACAGAUAAAACGAUAGACGCCGAGCAUGAACUCGGAGAUCGAAAGGAGGACCGAUCUAAACAGGAUGGCACAGCUCCUCUGGUUGCUUCUGAAGAGUUUACGAAUUUGGAGGUGACCUAUGGGCCUAGUGACAAGCGUGAUGCACUUUCUAUAGAGAAUGAAAGCACUGGUUUAGAAACUUGUAAAACCGAUGAAGAUCGUAAUGAGACAAGUAAUCCAGAAGAAAAAACCUUGAAGAAAUUGAACAAAGUUCUUCCAUGCCCUCGAUGCAACAGCAUGGAUACCAAGUUUUGUUACUACAACAAUUACAAUGUGAGUCAACCGCGACACUUUUGUAAGAACUGCCAAAGAUACUGGACUGCUGGAGGGACGAUGAGGAAUGUACCGGUGGGCGCUGGACGUCGAAGGAGCAAGAACUCAUCCUCUCACUAUCGUCACGUGAUUGUCUCUGAGCCCCUGCGGAAUGCAUGUGAUGAUGAAACAAUGUGCAAUACCACACAAAACAGGUUUCAUAAGCCUGAGGAGUUAAAUAUUCAUGUUUCUUAUAGAGGUGGAAAAAAUGGGGUUGAGCAUUUGAAUGGAUCAUCGAUUGCAACUUCAAAUGAUGAGGUCUACAAAGCUGGGUCACAAGAUCAAAUGAUGCAGAAUUGUCGAAGUUUUCCACCUCAUAUGCCAUGCUUUCCCGGGUUCUUUUUGCCUUACUCAUGGAAUUCAGCUCGGUGGAGCUCACCUCUACCUCCACCGACUUUCUGCCCUCCGAGCUUUUCGAUGCCUUUCUAUCCCACAGCUCCAUACUGGGGUUGUGCUCUACCAACCUCAUGGAAUGUCCCUUGGCUUCCUCAACCUUCCUCUGAAAUGCAAACGGCCCCAAGUUCUGGUUCGAAUUCUCCAUCAUUGGGUAAGCAUUCAAGAGACGAGGACAUGGGGAAACCAUGCAGCAUCGGAGAAGAUGAACCGGUGAAUGAAAACAAUGCUGAGAGGUGCCUUUGGAUUUCGAAAACAUUGAGGAUCGAUGAUCCAGGGGAAGCAUCAAGGAGUUCUAUAUGGGUCACAUCGAGUUCAAAGAAUGAUAAAUUGGAUUCAAUAGGCGAUGAAAGACUGUUUAAAGGAUUUCAAUCAAAGGGUGAUAAAAGGAACCAGGUUCUUGAAACAUCUCCAAUCUUGCAAGCAAGUCCAGCAGCAUCUUCUAGGUCAAUAAACUUCCAAGAGAGCUCAUAAUCUUUUUGAAGCAAGCUAACUGAAGAGAACAAAUCAAGUCUUACUGUUUUUGAAGGCAUAGUGUUUAGCUGAAGUAGAAACCAUGCACACACACACACACACACGCAUAUGUAUCAAUGUAUAUAUUUGUUUUCGUUUAGAUGGUUUGCAAGUUUUGUGAAAUACAUAUGAAAUGGUGAGAGGUAGGAUAAGGUAAAUGUUUGUACCAUAAUCUAAGUUUGUAUUUCAAAUGAAAUAGUGAUCUAAAUUUCAACA
Gossypium raimondii (Peruvian cotton) is the source of this 2075-nucleotide messenger RNA. RefSeq names its product cyclic dof factor 3. Gene Ontology annotation, molecular function: DNA-binding transcription factor activity; DNA binding. Gene Ontology annotation, biological process: regulation of DNA-templated transcription. The coding region runs from base 879 to 1820 and encodes 313 amino acids. The transcript has 2 exons. The record is from RefSeq and is a predicted model, not a curated record. NCBI's taxonomy places the organism in Eukaryota, Viridiplantae, Streptophyta, Magnoliopsida, Malvales, Malvaceae.